Molecule: messenger RNA, 7338 nt
Organism: Heterostelium album PN500
Lineage: Eukaryota; Evosea; Eumycetozoa; Acytosteliales; Acytosteliaceae
Exons: 3
Coding region: 1-7338 (2445 amino acids)
Biological process (GO): mitotic cytokinesis; regulation of cytokinesis; double-strand break repair via homologous recombination
Cellular component (GO): midbody; centrosome
Molecular function (GO): phosphatidylinositol-3-phosphate binding
Source: RefSeq, a predicted model, not a curated record
AUGUAUAUUAGUGGUGUUAACAAUGAUGUGGAAAAUAUAAAUAUAAAUGGAAACGACAACGGUGAAUCAGUGACGAUGGUGGAAAACAACGAUAUAUAUCAACACACAGAGCUAUCGUUGAGAUACGGAUUCCUCGGUGAGGAAGAGGAAACAAAGAUUAUCAGAUUGAUAUGCAAUCAUCUAUCGCUUGGUCAGUUUGAGUUGGCGCGUGCACUCAUCCUACAGAUUCAACAACCGCAGUCAUCAAACAUCAGCAUAACAACAGCAACAACAACAACGAACAAAGAUGCCAGUGGUAAUGGUAGUGGCAUAGAAUCGAUCAAUGUUUUAUCAUCUUCUUCAUCAACAACUCUUACAAAUAAUAACAACAACAGCAAUAUUACAGCUGCUACAACAACAACGACUGCAUCUACAGCAUCGAUGAUUCGCAAGGUUUCAUCGAUAUUACAUCAUACAAUAAAGAACGGUCCACCUUCCACCUGGCUAACUUCCGACUCUAUUCCAUCGUCCUCACAUAUCUCUUGGUUAUGUGCAAUAGAAUUCUAUCAAUUAAACAAAGAUGGAUUUGUACAAAGUAUAAGUGAAAGAAUAUUGAUGUUGUUAGAGUUUGCUAUAUUGUUGUACUCCACUUUGAUAUCGGAUCAGAUGUUGCAUACCAAUGAAUAUCGGUCGGUUUUACCUAUCAUUCAGGAACUUAGAGAAUACCAUUUCGUUUUGAUGAAUCAAACGAGUGGGAAUAACAACAAUAAUAACAAUAGUAAUAGUAAUAGCAAUAGUAAUACUGGUGCUGGAAUGAUUAAUAUGCUAUCGAGUAGGCUAUCGUCGAAUACACUUGCAUUACUCAAGAGAACAUUGGUUAGCAAUGGUGAACUCGCCAAGUACCUACUGAAGCAGUUGACCGAUCCUUUCAUCAGUCUCGACAACGGUGGUCUGUCACUAUUAAAGUCUGUGUAUCCAGUGUCAUCGCAACUCGAGUCAGUCACAGCCGAGAUAAUCUCACAUCUAAUUCAAGUCGGUCAAUAUACAGAAGCAUACAAUCUAUUAAAAGUAAUAGAUUUUAAUGAUGAUAAUAGUAAUAAUAAUAAUAAUAAUAAUAGUAAUAAUAGUAGUCAAAGUAAAGAAGAUAUAGAAAGUUCAAAAUCAACAGUUUUAACAAGAUUAUUACAGAGAAUUGCUCAUUUGAAUGUUGACAAGAUAGAUUAUGAACAACCUGCCAAUCUUAAUGGUGAUCGUUUGUUGCUCGAGAAGAUACCGUUCACUCAGAGAACCGAUCCUUCAAUCUUGGAUUUCACUAAAUCAACAACGUUGUCGCGUCUACCUGUUUACCAAUCGUUGCUGGCCAACAGGACAUUGUACCCAUUACAACGAUACACAGAGUUUGAAGAGCAACUGUUACAACUCGAUUCAAACUCUUCAUUCUCAGAGGUUUUCGAAUCAUUAAGACAAUAUCAACAAUUAAAACAACAACAACCACAACAGCAACAGCAACAACAGCAACAACAACAACAACAAACAACAAAUCAAGAUUUCGAAGUAAAUAAGAAUCUAGAUGAUUUCUGGUAUUGGUAUUACCAUUUCCUUAGAGUUAAUGACCGUCAUUUCCUAGAGUAUGCACUGACCAGUGCUAUACAACUGGUGAAGGAGAAGAGAUUCGACGAUGCAAUGUUGGUUGUUAAACCAUUCGGUCGUUUGUUACCGAUGGUUGUUUUGAUGUGUUGGGAUCACUUCUCACAGGAUAUAAUGUCGCGAAAGGCACUGAAUCAGCUCAUGGCAAGUGUGAAGCGUGAGCAAAUGGAUGACACUCUGCUGCAUGCCAACGACCAGCUAGCAUACCUAGUGGAGAUGUCAGAGUGGUGCUGUGGAAAGAUGAUCGCUGUUCCAAACUCACCGGGUGGCAACCGUCUCAUUGUUGGCGACAGUCAGUUCGAUGUCCACAACCGUGACUUGACCGGGUCGUCCUCAAAGAUGGUCGAGGAAAUAUCGAAUGCCGUUAUCAACCAAUUGAAUCAACACUCAUUCAUCUACGUCAUCAAAGAUUGUCUGCCAUUCAUAACAUCGAAUGACAUUCUCCAGCUUGUGGAAUCCGAUCCAGACUAUCCACAGUCCAACAAAUCCAAUGCCAACAACAUCGAUCAACAACAACAACAACUCUCAUCGGUAGCAUUGGAGAAAUUGAACGAUAUGAACUUGAUAAGAGGUUACUACUUGAUGAAGAGUAUACUGCGGUUCUUCCAGUAUCGAACACGUGAGUCUGCCAUCGACCAGAGUGAAUUCGACUUGGUAAUGGAGGAUGUCUUCCAGCUGUUCAGAGGUAUCUCUGACUCUACCGUAUCGAUUGGAUUGGUUGAAGCGAUUUACCUUUCGAUAUUCCUUUCGAAUCACGAUUUGAAACAGGAUCAGAUGACACCGUCACUCGCCAACAGCACACUGCUCGGAAUCGACGAUAGUAUCAACAUUGCCGAUGCCAUGCAACGCGAACGACAACUCGAAGACUACAAUAACCUGAAGAAACAUCUGGCAUCUGGACAGAACCAAACAGCCAUCGACGAACUGACAGAUACACUCAAUUCCUUUGACAACAGCUACAACAGUCAAUUCGAAUCAAAAGUCGAUCACAAAUCAUACUACAUCACAUCGCCUAUGAUGACAUCGCUCAUCGAUACACUCAUAAAGAUCAUUGCCUACAUUACAAACGUCAAUGAUAAUCAUAAGGAAUCGGUAAAAGAACGAAUUCAAAUAUUAUCUUCGAAUCUAGAUAAUUUGAAACAUCGUGUUUCCAUUGCCAAUUGGGUGAUGUCAAAAAUUCCAAAUAUGUCAUUUAUGCGAUUAAUUUUGAUGCCAGUUCAAUCGUUACUAUCAAUAUGUAUGAGAACAAACUAUCCAAGUCUUCAAAAGAUUCUAGACUAUUACCAAACACCAAAGGAUAUUAAAGUGGAUGUAGCACAAUACCAAUCGAUUCCAAAUCUCAUUGAAGUACUCUCAGGUUUGAAUCAGUCAACUGCUGAUGUAUCCAGUCAUUUAGAUACAGUAACGAGCGGAGAUCAUAAAGGUAUAUCAAAGGAUGUCCUGUUCACUGUUUUGUGUGAUGUAGUACUCGGUUCUAAACUUAAAGACAGUCUUAUCACCAAAGUAUUGAAUAUCGCUCAAUCGAUUACAACACCUAAACAACCAGACACUCACCUUCAGUAUAUUGAAUGGAUAUUGGCACUUCACCAACAAUAUACCGACCACUCACUACUCCAGAUCAUAACGAAUGUUCAUGACAGUGGAACCAGUGGACUACCUACACAAGAAAGAAUAGAACUCAUCAAGAAAAAGAGAGUGCUAGUCAACUCACUCAAUCAUCUAAUCCAAUCGGUCUACGAGCCAGCCAAAAACAAUGUAAAUGACAAUCAAUCAAAGAUGGAAAGUGUAUCAAAGAUCAUCGAAAAUAGUUCGGUUAUUACUUCUAGUGGUGGCAAUGGUAAUGCUAGUGGUAGUGGUAGUCUACUGGCAAUUACCUUUAAAUACUUGUUGUCAAUCAAUGGAAUUAUGGAGGAAUUAAGUGAAAGUAAAUUGGAUCCAACAAACAUUGGCAGCAGGAAGUAUGCUAAUUUACUAUCGACCAUUGAAACAAGUCCAUCAAAGAUAAUGGAAAAGAUUAUAUUCCAAGAGCAAAACUAUGAGAAGGCAGAAAAGAUGGCUCGGUUCCUUCAGAUUGACUUGGCUGAUUUUAUCAUUUCCUCGAUUUCACAUACCGCACCAAAGAGUCCACCCAAUGCACUGUUCUCUUCGACCACUCCUGAGGCAUCGAUUAUCGAUUCACCAAUUUACUAUGUCAAUAAGACACAUCCUUCGUUGGUAACACAACAACUACCGGCUAUUGCCGAUAUCAACGGUGGAUUGCAAUCAUCCAACAACAAUGUACUCUCUAUGAAUCUGGUAAGAUAUCUUGGUCAGUCUUCGAAGCUGUUGUCUUGUAUCGCCUGUAUGCUAAAGUCACCGGACACUAGCAUAGUCGAUUCCAUCGAACCAUUCCUCCUCUAUGCAACGGAGGAAUCUACUGCACUUCCCAACAAUGUUCUAUUGAAUUGGAUUAAAGAGAUAUUGAGAGCACACACCUUUUACUACCGUCAUUUUGGAGGUCAGCGACCAGUCCCUUCUUUCCUGCCGCGCGACGAGUAUGACAACGUAGAACUGGAAGAUCGCUCAGAACUGACAAGCAAAUUGUCACCUCCUAUGGAGGAAAUGCCAAGUUUCAACAUGAUUCAAAACUCGGAAUCGAUUCAUCAACAACAGACAUUCUUCUUUAAGAUUCUACAGCACUUCGUGUCGAACGGCCGUUUGAUUGAAGCAUUGAAUAUCGCUGAUGAAUUCCUCGAGGAGGGUGCACCCGAUUGGUUGUUGAAGCUGAUGGUCAUGAAAGAUAAAACACAAGGCUAUAUCUAUUUGAGAAGAAUGAAAGACAAGGAGAAAGCAAUCAAUUUGGUGCUGGAGCUGUAUCAUAAUUGGGAGGUCGAUGUUGCCAUUGAUAUGCUGGUGAUUUCACGUGCCAACGUUGCAGAAUCCAGUCAAGCCAAUGAGAUAUCACAUCUUCACCAGUGUCUACUUAUAUACCAGGCUAUUCUGAAUGUUGAUCGUGGAUCACGAUGGAGAUCGUGGCAAGAAGUCAAAGACUUGUGUCGUCGUGAUCCCACAAAGAUGGUUCGUUCUCUUCUCGAAUCGAAACACUACGAACUGGCGCGUCAAAUCAGAGAUCUCUUCUCCGUGAGUAACAUUCGCAAUGAAAUCGAAGAGAGUUACCUAUUCUAUUUGUUAGUGGAGAAGGACGACGCCAGCUUGGCACUUCAAACACUCUCGACACUUGGCGAAGAGUCUAUCCCCAUUGCAGAGGCUGUGCUUCUCAAACUUCGAGAUGUAUCACUCAAGUUGUUCCUCGUUCAAUUCCUGCUGUCCAACAUGAGAUUGUCUUUGUCCGACGAGAAACUGGCAGAGUUGACCAAACAAGAGACUGGAUACAAGGUUCUCUUGGUGUUACCAACCGAUCUACAAAAGGAAUAUGAACAUUAUGUUCACCACCCCAAUCUAAUUCUGGAAAUGUUGGUUAUGAAUGAAAAGAUUCCUUUGGUAUCGAAAUUACUCUCGGAAAUCAAGGAACUGAAGAACGACGAUCUGCUUGCCUACUAUGCCAGAAAAGCUUUGUCGUUCGGUAGAUACAUGGCAAAGAAUGAGCUGUUGGUUGUUGACGAUUACCUUCAGUCCAGUGAAUAUCUCGAUAGUCUACCAACUGAGAAAUCACACAAACUCGCAUUCGGUAAUGAAUCACCAAAGAAUGCCAUCAAGAUUGGCUCACCGAAUCAAAUGAAAGAAAAGUUGAAAUCACAGAAAUGGGUAUUGACUGGCAUCGACCAAGUAAAAGAUGAAAAGGUGCGACACAAUCAUUUCUUUGUACGUUCACCCAGCAUAAGUUUGGCAAAAUCACUUUUCGAUCUCUGUGAAUCGAAAAAGAAAGUCUACACCACAUGUUUGGAUCUUUACAGCUACUUGUCCGAGUUGCUCUCUUCUUCCUACUCUGACGAUAAUCUUUUGAUUAUCAACUUGAUUCAACAAUUGCUGAUGUACACGAAACUACAGUUGUUGCGUGAUCCAAAGAGUGGAGGACCUACGUUUGUAGCGGUUUGCGAUACUCUGCUUGGCAAGGUGGAGUUGUUCCAGUCACUUGUCAUUUCCAAAUGCUCGGGAUCCAUGUCGUUGGCUGACUUGUCCGACAUGCAAAAAGCGCGACAACUACGCGAUAAACUGAUACAAGAGGAUCGUCUAAAGCUGGCGAUUGAUGUGGCGACCAAGUGCAAUAUUCCAGCGGAUCCAGCUUGGGUUGCUUGGGGUAUCACACUGAUACAACUCGGUCAAUACAAUGAAGCACGUGAAAAAUUCAAAUACUGUUUGUCUUCGAGUGGCGAUCGUCGUGUAAUGUCACCGUCUACAACACUCUCACCCGACAAUGUUGACAGUAGUGUUGUACUCAGUCAGAUUAUCCAGUUGUUGGAAACACCGGCGACAGCCAAUCAUUCCAAUCUUCGUAGUUUGUUCAAUCAGCUGAACAGUAUUCCACUGGCCAACCAGAAAGCGCCACCCAAAAUAGAUGACCAACUUUUCUACUCUUUACUUCAGCCAUCUGUCAAUCCAAACAAUGGAGCACUACCAGAAGGAACACCGAAAUCACUUGCCUCCAGUAGUGGUAUUAACAAGUUGAAACAAUCGAUCGGUAGUCCAUCGAGUCCAGUCAACAAAUCGAUGGGAAUCGAUCCUGCCCGAUUGGAAGAAGCCAUCUACUAUUUAAAGAAAUAUGGAAACGGUAGAAUGCAUGUCAAUUUCCUAAUGAAACAUGGAUUGCUGGAGCUGUCACUGAGAAGUGUGUUGUCUGAGAACUUUUCAUCAUCGAUAUUCUUUGACGAGAUUGUCAUGAGUUCAAUCGCCAGUUCAUCUCUACCGGAACUCUUUUCGAUUAUCAAAUCGAUCGAUCCUGCACUCCACUCUUUCUACGAACACCUGAUGGCUUGUUGCAAGAUCAUGAACGAGAAGAAGUGGUAUAUCAUGUUGUUUGAAUUCCAGUUGUAUAUGGGUGACAAUAUACGUGCCGCUCUCACACAGAUCAAGAUCUUCAUGGAGACUGCCGAUCCAUCCUCCCCAUCACGUCUUCAACAUUUGGAACAAGCAUUGCACUACUUCCAUCUUGGACAAUCUCAAAAAGGUGCAGUACUCCCAGAACUGGAAAUCAACAAGUACAUACAGAAAUUGCAAACCCAAAUCGAUGUGUCCAAGUUCCUCUAUGCGCAGAAAGGUCUGUCACCAACAGUUCACAAACUCAGUAUGUUUGGAUCUGCCAAGGAAAAGAAUGAAUUGGCAGAGCUAGUAACCAUCUACAACAACUUUGAACUAGGAUUCAAGCUGGCGAUGGAAUACAAGCUGUCACUGCCAACCGUCUACACCAAUGCACUCUCAGCCAUGGCAAGAAAGAAGAACUACUCCAAGAUCGAAGAGGUGCUCAACAAUCUUCGAAACUUUAUCGAUCCAUCCGACUGGGACAGUAUUGCAAUGUCGGUGAUUGAAAUUCUCUGUUUGGAAAUGAAGGAACUCAAGACCGCAGAGAAAUUCAUCUCCAAGCUUCACUCUGCUCGUAACAGCGUUAGAGUCUGCAUCAUGUGCAAUAAACUCAAAUCAGCAUAUCUCAAGGCAGUUCAAAUGCAAGAGAAAGACCUCAUCACAAUGGUAAUGGAUGAAGCUCACAGAACCAAUCAACUAGUUAUUUACAAAUGGUGUCAAGAAGUACUAAGUGGUUCACAACCAAAAACAAACUAA